UUUUUUUUUCUUUCUUUCUUUUCUUUUUCUCUUCAGAUUUCAGAUUCAUAUACCCUAAUUCUAAUCCCACGACAUCAUGAUCGUCAAACUCGUCCAACCGUAUAGCUUCCUGGAUGAUUACAGCGAAGGCGCCCAUCCCCGUCUGCUGCAAUCGCUACUCCUCACCAACGCCACCCAACAGACCGGCUACGGCACGGAUGAAUACUGCCACGAAGCCCGGCAAUUAAUUUACUCCCAAAUACAUGCCUCCGACGAUGAAGUCGCCAUUCACUUUGUGCCCAGCGGAACCGCCGCUAAUCUCAUUUCCAUCGCCAGUUGUAUCCGUCCCUAUGAGGCCGUCCUGGCCGUCCAAACCGGACAUAUCCUCGACAAAGAAGCUGGCGCUAUUGAGGCCACCGGACACAAGAUUAUCCCUGUCCCUGGGGUUCGGGGCAAAAUGACCCCUGAGAAUCUGGAGACCGUCUUGGAUCGGAAUACGUUCUUCCCGCACAUGGCGAAGCCCCGGCUGGUGUAUAUCUCUAAUGCGACGGAGUUGGGAACGAUCUACACGCGGAGUGAGCUUCGACGGCUGUCCGAGACGUGUCGACGGCGGAAUUUACUGCUUCUGGUGGAUGGAGCCCGCAUGGGAGUGGCGCUGAGCGCGGAGAAGAAUGACCUGACCCUGCGGGAUCUGGUCGAUUACACGGAUAUUUUCUGGAUUGGAGGAACCAAGAUGGGCGCCUUGCUGGGAGAGGCGAUUGUGGUGAAGAAGCAUCUGGCCGAGGGCUUCGAGUUCCAUAUCAAGCAGCGCGGGGCGUUGCUGGGGAAGUCGAGAGUCAUGGGUGUCCAGUUCGCCGAGCUGUUCCGCGACGGGCUGUAUUUUGAGCUGGCUCGACAUGCCAAUGCCAUGGCCCGGCGUAUUUCUGAGCAGUUUGAGCGCAUUGGAUGGGAGUUGGCGGCGGAGACUGAGACGAACCAGGUGUUUGUGUUGGUGCCCAAUGCCUUGGUGCGACGGCUGGCGGAACGGAUUCGCUUCUACGAGUGGGACAAACGGGAGACUGGCACGGUGAUCCGCAUUGUGACCUCGUGGGCGACGGAAGAGACGCCGGUCAAAUGCAUCCACGAUGGCCAGCCCCCUUGUCGGCGCUGUCACCGCCUCAACCGCGAUGGCUGCAUCCUGACCGACCCUCGCUCGCCCGUUGCGCGGAGUGUCCGAACCCCUCGCAGAGGCUCACUGGAUAACCUCCGCCCCCGACGAACCACCACCACCGCCACGCCCUCGCCCACGCACCCCAUCACCGCAUUGUCCGCCGCCACCCUCAUCGCCGCCUGCGACAUCUACCGCAAGAAAUUCCCCGUGGUCAACUUCCUCCACUAUCCCUCGCUGAUCGCCGAUCUCUCCCACCAUGCCUCCGCCGUUGAGCCCGUCUUCCUGGCCGCGUUGCUCUCCCUCUGUGCCCGCUUCAUGACCGACCCUUCCCUGGCCCCCUCCGAGACGUACGCCGAGUAUGCGCGCACUCAACUCGCCCAUCGCGCCUUCGAGGCCCCUUCCCUCUACCUGGCCCAAUCCCUGGUCAUGAUCUCCCUCUAUGAAUGGGGAUCUGGCCGGCCCUACCGCGCCUGGAUGUACAGCGGCAUGGCAACUUACAUGAUUCAAUCCCUGCUCAAAACCGCCGACGACACCAUGGAACAACAGCCCCCGCAGGACCCCCUCCACCGCAUCACCUACGAGCAACUCGUCCGCACCUACUGGUGCUGCUUCGCGCAAGACUGCGAGCUCAGCUCGGGCGCCCGCCAACAUUUUGCCCUCUCGUUUCGUCAGAUCUCCGUGCCGCUGCCGAUCAGUGAUUCGGAUUUUACCUUCGGGAAAGCGACCCCGCGGUUGAUGCCGGCGGAUAUGAACCGGGGGUCUCCGCUUGCGAUGAAUCUGUCCAUCGAUCGGGGAUUAACGAUCGUGACACGGGGAUUCGAUAUCUUUGUUCGGAUUCUCCGAUUCGCGAAUGAAAGUCGUCGUGGGCGUGCACAAGGGUCCGCAUAUUCAUCUCUUCGAACCUGGGAGACUCUCAAAGCGGAGGUCGAUGAGUGGAGGGAUCUUCAGGAUGCGACGGUGCGGUAUCCCGAGACGAGUGCUCAAGCUCAUGUAGCACUCGGGUCGGGUGAAUUGUUUGCCUAUAUCAAUUUGGUGUAUUUCAUGAGUAUCCUCUUCCUCUACCGCGACCGCUUCCUCUCCACCCCCAAACCACCCUACCCCCACCAUCCCCACGACCAUGACGACGACGACGCAAUCGACCACCUCUUCACCACAGCCCACCACAUCGGCUCCAUCCUCUCCGCCCUCGAAGCCUCUUCCACCCCCGUCAUCACUCCCUACGCGGGCUUCAGCGUCUUCGUCGCCGCUCACAUCAACAUGUACGGCACGGUCUGUCCGGCGAGAUACCCGGGGGGAAUCCUCCGCGCGGAACAGGAGAAGAAGAUGAAUUUUGAGUAUUUGGAGAGACUUUGUGGGUUUUGGGAUGUGGGGGAUAGUUGGUGGCGCACCCUCCAAGAAGCAAACCGCUUUUAUGACUCCGCGCGCACCACCACCACCACCACCACCACCACCACCACCACCGUCCCCACGUACCUCGCUGAUGAUCGGGAUCAUCUCACGCUUGCCGGGACAUUGGAUGAGUAUGGUGAUAUACGGGUGUCUAGACCCGAGACUUCCUCUGCAUCUAAUUCUGCUGGUACAAGACGACGAAUCGGAAUCUCUGUGGACGGAGGAGUCCGACGCAUGUCAGUCGCGGAGUUGACGGAGCAGGGUGGUAGUGGUAGCGGAGAAGGACAUGAUCUCGAGGCGGAGAUGUUGCAGUGGCCGUUUAUUGAUGAGAAUUGGUCGGUUGGGUUUGAUACCGGGUUUGAAGCGGUGUGGCCGGGGUUGGGGUGAAUUUUUUAGGGGGUGGGGGUGAUGAUGAUAUGAGUUAUGAAUUUUGUAGUAUUUACUGGCCGUAGAGUAUUUGCUCUGUUGGGGUCUGAUACUUAAUGGCGUGGAUAUGGUGGCUCUGGGCAUGGAGGGAUCGGAUGAGGUGGUGAUGUAUUAUCUGGCGAUUGUAAUAUCAUCUGGGGCUUUUGAGCUUGACGUCUGGUCUAGUAUUGAGCUGGUACCAAUACAACAUAUAAAGUUCCUGAUGAAGUUUAU
This is a messenger RNA of Aspergillus ibericus CBS 121593, 3157 nucleotides long. Its product is annotated as PLP-dependent transferase. The record is from RefSeq and is a predicted model, not a curated record. The transcript is spliced from 5 exons. Gene Ontology annotation, cellular component: nucleus. Bases 77 to 2905 code for a protein of 942 amino acids. Gene Ontology annotation, biological process: amino acid metabolic process; DNA-templated transcription. NCBI's taxonomy places the organism in Eukaryota, Fungi, Ascomycota, Eurotiomycetes, Eurotiales, Aspergillaceae. Gene Ontology annotation, molecular function: zinc ion binding; DNA binding; lyase activity.